UAUUUUUACACAGCGUGUAUAGAAGUGACACUAUGGAUGUGACACAUUGAAAUAUAAAUGUGUACAUGUAUAUGUUUACGUGCCAAAAAUGUAUAGUUUUAUUGAGGUAAAGGUAAAGGUUUUUUUUAGGUCUAAUCGAUACAGUUGUGUAUUUAUAGGUUAGUCACUCAUAGAUACAAUAUUAAAUAAUUUAUUCUCACAUUUACUUGCAUAAAUUAUUAAAAUGCUGAGACAACGACAUGUCAAUGUUAAAACAGUCAAGGAACUGGAUGCAUUUCCCAAAGUACCCGAAUUAUAUGUUGAUAAAACUGCAGUUGGAGGAACAUUUUCUAUUUUUACGAUUCUUAUUAUUGCAUAUUUAAUAAUAGCUGAAACAAACUACUUCCUUGAUAGUAGAUUACAAUUUAAAUUUGAACCAGAUACCGACAUUGAUGCAAAAUUGCAAAUUAAUAUCGAUAUAACUGUGGCAAUGCCUUGUGGUCGUAUUGGUGCGGAUGUUUUAGAUUCUACAAAUCAGAAUAUGAUAGGUCAAGACACUUUACAAGAAGAAGAUACAUGGUGGGAACUAACGUCAGAACAAAGAGCACAUUUUGAAUCUUUGAAACAUAUGAAUUCAUAUUUAAGAGAAGAAUAUCAUGCUAUUCAUGAACUCCUUUGGAAAUCUAAUCAAGUUGUUCUUUAUAGUGAGAUGCCAGAGCGAUUAUUCAAACCUGAUUAUGCACCAAAUGCCUGUCGUAUUCAUGGCAGUCUAAAUGUAAAUAAAGUAGCAGGAAACUUUCAUGUAACAGCUGGAAAAUCACUAUCUUUACCACGUGGACAUAUACAUAUCUCUGCAUUUAUGACUGAUCGUGAUUACAAUUUUACUCAUAGAAUUAAUAAAUUCUCUUUUGGUGGACCUAGUCCAGGAAUUGUGCAUCCUCUUGAAGGUGAUGAGAAAAUUGCAGAUGACAAUAUGAUGCUGUAUCAAUAUUUUAUCGAAGUUGUUCCCACAGAUAUCAGAACAUUGUUAAGUACAUCCAAGACAUACCAGUACAGUGUCAAAGAUCAUCAAAGACCAAUUGAUCAUAACAAAGGAUCUCAUGGAAUACCUGGAAUUUUUUUUAAAUACGAUAUGAGUGCGCUUAAAAUAAAAAUAACUCAAGAACGUGAUACAAUUUUCCAAUUUUUAGUGAAAUUAUGUGCCACUGUAGGUGGAAUUUUUGUUACAAGUGGUUUAAUUAAAAAUGUUGUGCAAAGUUUUUGGUACGUUGUGUGUUGCAAGUUUUUAAAGUCUAGAAAAACUGACUAUCAUAACUCACAAGUUCCAUCACAUUCCAUGAAUUAUCGAGCGACUGAUACCAUAAAUUUACUUGAUAUUUCAGCCUCUCAAAGUAUUGAUAUCAUGUUAAAACCUCAAUAAAAUGUCAUAACAUAACUUAA
Molecule: messenger RNA, 1419 nt
Organism: Pseudomyrmex gracilis
Lineage: Eukaryota; Metazoa; Arthropoda; Insecta; Hymenoptera; Formicidae
Product: endoplasmic reticulum-Golgi intermediate compartment protein 2
Exons: 6
Coding region: 224-1399 (391 amino acids)
Biological process (GO): endoplasmic reticulum to Golgi vesicle-mediated transport; retrograde vesicle-mediated transport, Golgi to endoplasmic reticulum
Cellular component (GO): endoplasmic reticulum; COPII-coated ER to Golgi transport vesicle; membrane
Source: RefSeq, a predicted model, not a curated record